AUGCCUACUUCUCACCUUCGGGCAUCGAUAGAGGCUCGAAAUGCCAAGAAAAAAGCUAUGGAAAACGCUGUUUGGCUGCCAAAAUUAACCAGAAAAGUUCAUCAAGCUUCACCAGUAACUCAACUAGGAAGUUCAGGUGCUGGCAGUAACCAUCAGAAACAGAGGAAAAUCAGCACCAACAAGGAUGCACUGAGCAGAAAAGCAGAAUUGCCUCCAGAUGUAGUUGCUCGCAGUGACAAGAGCCUGCCUUUGAAGAUAAAGCGGCAGCAUACCUUCGUGGACGAUGAACACAAUGAGGAAUCAAGUGCCGAUGCGGAAAAGGAAGUCUUACUCAUGCUAGUGCACAGGCUUGUAUCGACCUCACAAGCUUCGGCACACAUAUGCGAUGCUGGAUGUAAGAAUGGUCAAGACUUGGAUGCUGACGAGGAGAGUGAAGGCGAGGACCAAGAGACCACUGCCAUGAGGCUCGCUGAUGAGGUCCCUUCGUUUGUCACCAACUCGGGUGACAAAAAGAUGAAGCCACACAAUGUUCAAUCAUGCAGCAAAAGCAAAUCUCAGUCUGCUCAAUCUGCUCGAGAUCGCAAACAAGCAGCUGAGAUUCCGACCUGGUGCAACAAUGAUGGUUCUGAGCAUACCGAUGAAACUACUACUCAGUGUGGGGGAUCCAAAGAGGCCUACUCUAGUGAUAUUGGAGGCACUACAGUCACCUCCACCACACCUGCGCCCAAGAGUACUGCUCGUCUCAUUCGAUAUGAGACUGGGAAGGUGAAACUACUUGAUCAAAAUCAAGAGACUUGCUGA
Suillus bovinus is the source of this 801-nucleotide messenger RNA. RefSeq lists its product as uncharacterized. The record is from RefSeq and is a predicted model, not a curated record. The transcript is spliced from 8 exons. The coding region runs from base 1 to 801 and encodes 266 amino acids. Lineage: Eukaryota; Fungi; Basidiomycota; Agaricomycetes; Boletales; Suillaceae.